AUGAUUAUUGUUAAUGAGAUUCAGCAUAUUAAAAAUAUCACCGUCCUAAUGGACUUAUAUGUUUUAAAAAUAAAUAAUUUCAUAAAAGUUAUUCAACAUUUGUUUCUACUAGAAAAAGAGAGAGACAAAUAUAUAAAUUAUAUACCAAGAAAAAAUAAGAAUAAGAAAGUAAAAAAUGUAAAUACUACUACUACUAAUAAUGACAAAAAUAAUGAUAAUGAUAAUAACGAAUAUAAUAACGAAAAUAAUAACGAAAAUAAUAACGAAUAUAAUAACGAAUAUAAUAACGAAUAUAAUAACGAAAAUAAUAACGAAAAUAAUGAUAAUGUUAAAGAUGAUCAUUGUGAUCAUCACGAGUGUGAUGAUCUUGAGGGAAGACAUAAAAUACAACAAAUUCUAUACAACAUUAAAAAUAUGAAAAAAAAAAGAAUAAAAAAAAAUGUACUCCUAGAUUUUUAUACACAAAUUCUUUCUAUCUACAGAAGAGAUCAACCUAAUUUAAUAAAUUAUUAUGUAACGCUUAUUAAGAAAUUAAAAACUUUUAAAUACAAUAUACAAUUAAAAAAAAUAUUUAUACAAAAUGUAAUAAAAGAAAUAAAUAAAGAAUAUAAAUCCUUUCUAAUAGAUUUACAUUACAUGUACUUUAAGGUAAAAAAAGAAGUUUCUAAUAUUAAUAAUGAUCAUAAUAAUAAUAAAGGUCAUGAAAUACCUUCUCUUACUUUUAAUACUUCACACAACAAACACAUAUAUGUGUAUAAAUCCAUAGGGCAUGUUUAUAAAAAUAUUUUAAAAACAUUAAAAUUAAGAUUAGAAGUCUUCUUAAAUUAUAUAUACAAUCUUUGUAAUAAUAUUUAUAAAAAGAUAAAUAUUUAUAUGGCACAUGUAUUUUCCAUGUUCAUAGAUACACAGGAGCGAUUAUUCAGCUUAAUGAGUAAAAGGAAGGAAUAUUUAAAGGAGAUCAUAAAAAUUAUAAGUGCCCAGGACAACAGUGAGCAUGUGAAAAACAGAAUAUCGUGCGAUACACUAUUGAAUACAUUUAAUAAUAAUGAUAUUGAAGAAGAUGGUUUUGAAAAAUAUAAUCUUAUAAAUAAUCAUAAUACGAAUAAUGAUGAGUGUACGAAUCAUUAUAUGUCACAGAAUACAUAUACAUUUACUAAAAUAAACUAUAUAACAAGGUUUUAUGAAAAUAAUUAUUACGGACACGAAAAUAAUAAUGUAAGGAGAGAUUCAAACUAUUUUCAGAACGAACAAGAGAAUAUUAAUGAGAGCGGUCAUAUAAAUAAUGUGGAAGAUAAUAUAAAUGCAAAGAAGCAAGAACAAGAAGAUCAAAAUAAAGAUAAUAAUAAUGAUAAUGAAAACAAUAAUAAUGAUAAUAAUAAUAAUGAUAAUGAAAACAAUAAUAAUGAUAAUAAUAAUAAUGAUAAUAAUGUAGUAAAACCACAGAUGAAGAAGGAGGUUAUAACCAUAAAAAAUAUUAUUAUGUUUUUUAAAAGAUUUAAAGGAUAUUUUAAAUUGUGCAGGAAAAAUAUGUAUGAACUGUCUCCUUCCCUUAUGAUAAAAGAGGGAGAAGUACUACAUGAACUUGUUGUCCGUUUAUUAAAUCAUUAUACCAGUAUAAUAAAAAUAAACAAAUUUUUUUAUAAAUCCUUUAAGAAAAAUAUUUAUAAUUUUAAUCUCCCUGUAGAGGAAAACAAAAUGAUAUAUAUACUUAAGGAGAUAUAUUUAUUAUUACAUUUCCAUAUAACUCACAUAUGGAUAACUAUAAAAGAACAUACAGAAGAAUUAAAAAAUAUAAAAAAUAAAAUAACACAAGAAAAUAAUUUCUUCGAUAUAUUUAUAUCAUAUGUAAUUAAAAAUUUAGGCACGGGAGAUAUGACCCCCGCAUUAUUUGAGAAAAUUAAAAAUGUAGAAAAGAAAAUAACAAAUGGAAAAGAAUCGAGCAGAUCAAUUUCCUUAUAUAAGUGGAGAAGUUUGAUUAAAAUAAAUACAGAGAUAGAUUUGAAACAUGGAGGGGAGGUACCUUUAUUACAGAUCUUGUCAUUUCCAUAUGACGAAUUUUUCAACGAACUUAUUGAAGAAAAUUAUAAUGAAGAAAAUAUAUUUAAAAAGUCAUCUUUGGAGAUGUACAAAAUAUAUUCCAAGUAUUGUUAUUCUAUUAAUCGAAAAGAAGUGAAGGAAUGUGUGGGUGUGCACUUGAAAAGGACGUGCUUAUACCAGGAAAAUAAUUUUAUUCAUAAAGUUCUACAAUUUUUACAAGCCAAAAAAUGUAGCCAUAUUUGCAUGCUCAGCAUUGAACAAAAUAACAUUCUCACAAGCUCAAAUAUUCUCGUCAACAUUUUUAACAAGAAAAAUCAAAGAGAUAAACAAUUUGCUUUUAAUUUAAUUGUUCAUUAUUAUAUAAAGGAAAAGGGCAAGGAUACUUGUGAGAUGCAUGAUACUGAUAAAAAUAUUACACAAACGGAAAAUCAACACAUGCACGACCAGGUAAGUUAUGAUAACUCUUCUAUUCCUAUUCUAGACAUACAAAAAAUCAUAAGUGAAAAAAAUGAAAGUGAGGAUGAAAUCAAAAGUAUGCAUAGUCUUCUUAAUGAUGAUAAAACAAAGAAUAUGGAUGCUAAUCAGGAACACGAAGAAAAUAGUAUUUUAUUUAAAGAUGAUAUAAGUAAGGAAAAAAUCAAACUCUCUGAUGAAGAAUCCACUUUUGAAGACAUGAACAUUGAAGUGUUAAAUAUGAUCAAAAAGAUAUAUGAAGAAAAGGAAAAAAAAAAACUUGAACGUAAAAGGAAAAGAGAAAAAAAAAGAAAAAAAAAAAAAAAAGAAAAAGAAAAAGAAAAAGAAAAAGAAAAAGAAAAAGAAAAAGAAAAAACAGAGGCAACUUCGCAAAAUGUACAAGGUGUACAAGAUAUACAUAAUGUACAAGAUAUACAUAAUGCACAAGAUAUACAUAAUGCACAAGAUACACAUAAUGCACAUGAGAUACAAUAUAAUGAUAGCAAGACGAUUAUGUCACCUGAUUUAAAUAAUGACACAAAUAAGAAAAGAGAAAUACACAUUAAUAAUAAGAUCCCUAAUCCUAAUGAUGGACGUAAUGAGGAUAACACUACUAUUUUAGAUGAGAAAAGAAAAUUAGAAGAAUCACAAAAUGAAGAAAAGAAUAAAUGUCCCUUUCUCGAAAUAGAUGACCAUAUAUUUGAAAUAAACGAUAAAGAUCAUUUGAAUUAUAUAAUGCGUAGUUCUAUGAAUACUUUUAAUUGUGCUUUAUCAAAAAAAAUAUUAAUACAAGGGAAAAUAUUUAUUACGAUGGAUGGUAUUUAUUUUAUAUCUCUUUUUAAUUCCCUUUUUUCCAAAAAUACAAUAUUAAAAAUAAAAUAUGUAGACAUUGUAUCUGUUGAAAAAUUAACAAUUCUUCAUUUUUUAGCGAACUCAAUAAAAAUUAUAACGAAAUAUAAAUCUUUUGUAUUUACAUCAUUUGUACAUCGUAACCAUUGUUAUAAUUUAAUUAUGGAUAUGAUAUAUGAAAAUAAUAAUACUCAUAUCAUUCCUAAAAAAGGAACGGUUAUAAUUGACAGGUAUCAUGAAUAUGAUACCGAUGAAAAAAAUGAUCUUAGCGAUGAAGUGGAUAAUACAAAUGACAUUAAUUAUCAUAUAAAAGAGGGUAUCAAUACUAGUGAUAAGAUAUAUAAAGGUGACAUUAUUAAUGAUUAUAAAAAUAAUCAUAUUAUAGACCAUUAUUUGAAAGAUAAUGAAAUGCUCACUGAUUCUUCAAAAAUUAAAAAUGAUUUUCUUACAAAUAUAGAAAACAAUAUAACAAAUGGAAAGUGUCCGAUAAUGCAUGUAUCUAAUUACACGAAUGACAACAAUAUAAUUUAUGUUGAAACGAUAAACAAAUACUUACCUUUAAAUAUUGAUACAGAAGAAAACGAAAUACUAAAAAAUAACAAUUUUAUAAAUUGUACAAAUUAUAUUGAUAGUUUAUUUAUUAAUCGAAACUUUAAAGAUAUUUUUCUAGAUAUUUAUUCCAAUUUACAAAAUCAAUCUAAUCCAUUAUUAAAAAGUGUACUAGAUAAAAAACCAUUAAAUUUAUCAUAUGAACAUAUCAAAGAUAUAAAAGACCUUAUGUAUAAUAAAACAUUUUUAACAUACACAACGGAAUAUAAUAUCUUAUUAUUUAAUAAUGAAACGAAAUUAAUAGGUUUACCUGAUAGAUCGAAUGUCAAAGAAAUUUUUAUGUUUUUUUUUUUUAAAAAUAAUAUUAUUAUUCAAAAAAUUAUCACACUUUUAAGUAAUAUACCUUUAGCGGGUUCAUUCAAUACAGUUGUUACAUUAAAUAUACAUAAUGUUAGGAACCAAAAUACAAAUAAUUAUUAUACACAAAUCGAUUUCUCAUAUGAUAUCGAAUUUGUUAAAAGUACAUUCUUUAAAAAUCAUAUUAAAAAUAAUGCUUUGCCCAAAUUGGAAAAAUCAAUUAAAGAUUUGAAGGAUUAUACAAAAGAAGCUAUUUUACAAAUAUAUCAACAUUAUGAUAACCAAACAAUAAAUAAUAAUCAUGUAAAUCCUGACCAACAAAAUAAUAUGAACCAAAAAAAUAAAAGUCAAAAAUAUCAAUCUUUUACAUUCAAAAACAAUAUACAUAUGGCCAAGACCGACCUUCAGCAUAUGACUAUAAAUGAACUUCGGGAAUAUUUUAAGCAUGAUUUUAAAUCUGUGGAUCACUUAUCAUCAUAUACUCCACUCAUGUACUUUUUAAUAGUAUCCAUUACGGCAUUUGUAAUUUACAAAUUACUUGAUAUAAAAUAUCAUUUUUGA
Plasmodium reichenowi is the source of this 4806-nucleotide messenger RNA. RefSeq lists its product as hypothetical. NCBI's taxonomy places the organism in Eukaryota, Apicomplexa, Aconoidasida, Haemosporida, Plasmodiidae. The transcript has 15 exons. Gene Ontology annotation, cellular component: endoplasmic reticulum membrane; endoplasmic reticulum-plasma membrane contact site; plasma membrane. The coding region runs from base 1 to 4806 and encodes 1601 amino acids. Gene Ontology annotation, molecular function: sterol transfer activity; sterol binding. Gene Ontology annotation, biological process: intracellular sterol transport. The record is from RefSeq and is a predicted model, not a curated record.